This is a messenger RNA of Capronia epimyces CBS 606.96, 3309 nucleotides long. RefSeq lists its product as uncharacterized. Gene Ontology annotation, cellular component: GARP complex. The transcript is spliced from 2 exons. The coding region runs from base 1 to 3309 and encodes 1102 amino acids. Gene Ontology annotation, biological process: Golgi to vacuole transport; retrograde transport, endosome to Golgi. Lineage: Eukaryota; Fungi; Ascomycota; Eurotiomycetes; Chaetothyriales; Herpotrichiellaceae. The record is from RefSeq and is a predicted model, not a curated record. Gene Ontology annotation, molecular function: syntaxin binding.
AUGGCCUCUCCGGUCCGUCCUAGGUCAGAAGAGACCUUUGCCUCGCCUGUCGCAAGCUCGCCUUCGACCGCAUUCCCUUUCCCAGACGUAUCCAAGGGGCCAUAUGGCGCCUCUAGAGGAGGCCUGCGACGUGGCUCGACUGCAAGCUCCAUUGCUAGUAUAGGGGGCGCGCUCGAUACUGGCUCAAUCAACACUACAAUCACGGAGACCGGCCAGAAUGCUAUUUCCACCUUGCUCCAACACCCAAUUGUGCGCACCGGAUUGCAAGCAAGCGCCCCUGUACCGCACUCCGGCUACAAGGUGCCCAGCCAUCGCGAUAUUCCCCCUGUUGCGUUGACAAACAUCCCUCAUAUCGAAUCGAAAGCGUUCCACCCGUAUCUCUCACAAGUUGGGUCAUUGUAUGAAGCAUUUCAACGAGCUAAGAAUGAAGGCGAAGGAGAGACAUCCUUGUUUCAUCGAGACAAGAAGGAAACAAAAAACGAAGAAUGGGACGCCAUUCUGAGCAAGCGUCUACAGACAUCUGGUCAUUCUCGGACCGGGUCCAUGAGCUCGACCGUGUCUACGCCAAUCGACACACCACAGCCAAAGAGGAGGUCAAGCGGGCAGCGCCGUCAAGCUGUCACGCCUUUAUCCACCCUCCCUUCGGUCUAUUUUGAGGAAGACUUUCACUUGGAGAACCCAAGGACGUUCGAUAUCGUCUCCGAACAUUCGGAAAUUGUUCGCGACCCCAACGGUACUCCGAGUGGAAGGAGGUCAUUAGCUACAAAUGCCAUCUUGCAAGAAAAGCUGUCUUGGUAUAUGGAUACCGUGGAGGUUCACUUGAUCAACUCUAUUUCAACAGCAUCCAAGUCUUUCUUCUCGGCUCUCGGCUCACUCAGGGAGCUACAUGGCGAAGCCGCCGACUCAGUGGACCGCAUUCAAAGAUUACGAAAGGAGCUGGCGAGACUUGACAAGGAAAUGGCGAUUGAUGGUCUGAAAGUGGUCAAUCUCAAACAGCGUCGUGACAAUGUUCGCCAACUCGCCCAGGCGAUUAUGCAGCUUGAAGACAUCGUCAAGGCUGUGCAGAGCUGUGAGGACAUGGUCGAAAAGGGCGAAAUCGGCGAGGCUUUAGACAGUUUGGAUGGAGUCGAGGCGUUGAUCGCUGGAAGGGAACUAAAGUCAGCGGCGCCUAACGAGUCCGGCCAAUAUCCGAGACGCGAUCUCCGAAGAAUCAAGGCGCUCGAAGGUGCAUUCGAUGACUUGAAUCAGUUAAGGUAUAGGGCUGGGCGAGGCUACGAAGCCAGGUUUCACUCCAGUCUGUUAACCGACAUCAGACGACACGUUGGACAAACGGAAACUGGUGCAACACUUCACAGGUGGGGUAACGCAUACACAAGACUGAGGCCUGGCCAAAGAAGGGCUCCUUCGAGCUUCCCUGGUUACAUGAACAUCGGGCCUGAGUUGCGGGCCGAACUUGAAGCGGAGAUGAAGGGUCUGUCGAGGGCCAGAUACACCACGCCGGCCGCAACAACCUUCCGGUCCCUUGUCUUGCGAGAGAUGAAGAGUAUGAUCCGGAAGCAGUUACCUAGCUCCAACGACGAUGACAAUGUUUCCACGGUCUCAGCUUCGACCGCAGGUGGCAGACAGAUGAGUCAACAGGAAAAAUCGUCGAUACUGGCGCGAAAUCUGAGAGCGCUGGACGCGGAUGAUUGGUACCAAAUGUUGGCUACCAUCUAUACAAACAUAAGCGAGGGCCUACGCCGGCUUAGUGUGCAGGUCAAGAUUCUCCUGGACAUUACAAGCACUUUACCCGAUCAUACGGUUCAAUCCCCUGCGAGAAGUCCGGAGCCGGCAAGCAUCGAGAAAGUGAUGAGUCCUCCGACCGGCCGACCAAGGGCAACCAGUACUGUUCAAUCAGAGAUGCAACAGGCGCUGGACCUCUCGAGCCUCCUUGGUGAAGGUGUCGACCUGGUGCAGGCGCAGAUCACAAAGGUCGUCAAAGUGCGAUCGCAACAAAAUUCCGAGCUUCCCCUUACAGCGUUCCUGAAGUAUUUCAGUCUUAACAAGCUGUUUGCCGAUGAGUGUGAGGCGAUAUCAGGUCGAAGCGGGGUGGCUUUGAAAACCGUCAUCGACACUCAAAUCAAGGAUUUUGUAGCCCAUUUUGGGGACUCGCAAAAACACGACGUCAUCAAGGUGAUGGACAGCGACAAGUGGGACGCCAAAGACUUUGGCGAGCGUGAAAAUGAAAUCCUGGGUCGGGUCAUGCAAGGCAGCACUGGCGAUGCCCUCCUUUGGAUCGAAAGUACUAUGAUCUGGCAGACCCCGACCAACGGCUCUACAACAGCCAACGGCACGACGGCGAAUGGUACAUCUGGGGCUGCGGCGAAGGUGCGGAGUGCCGUGGUGGAUGAACAGAAGUACAUCCUCCCAGAAUCGGCCCUGGCUAUACUUCGAUCCAUCGAAAGCUUCCAACAUCUCGCAGCGGCCAUUCCUAGCAUGAGUCAUGAAGUGGCGAACUUGCUGCUAGACAGUCUGAAGUUGUUCAAUUCGCGAAGCUCACAGCUGAUCCUUGGAGCCGGCGCCACCAGGAGUGCUGGCUUGAAGAACAUCACGACAAAGCAUCUGGCGCUGUCGUCGCAGACGCUAAGCUUUGUGGUGGCUCUGAUCCCGUAUGUGAGGGAGUUCUUCCGCCGCCAUCUGUCCUCCUCUGCAGCACCACAAGUGAUGACCGAGUUUGACAAGGUGAAGCGCCUGUUCCAGGAGCAUCAGAGCGGGAUCCAUGAGAAGCUGGUCGACAUUAUGUCUGGACGAGCGUCCAUGCACGUCAAAUCCAUGAAAAACAUUGACUGGGAAGAAGCGGCCAAGAACAAAGCGACCACGGUCUCACCUUACAUGGAGACUCUGACUAAAGAGACAGCUACUCUACAGAAAGUGUUGGCCAAGCAUUUGCCGGAUCCCGUGGUGUCGGGGAUCAUGACGCCGGUCUUUGCCAGUUAUCGAGACCAGUGGACGAAUGCUUUCAAGAAUCUAACCCUCAGCUCGACUGCGGCGAAAGAGAGGGUCCUGGCGGACGCGGCAUUCUUCAAUUCGCGCAUCAGCAAGAUCGACGGAGCGGGAGACCUGGGCGAACACAUUGUCAACCUAGUGCAGGCGAAAGAGGUGUUGAACACAGCUCCGCCCCCGCCCCCUGUCGAGUCGUCUGCGGCACCCACGAUUGAUGGGCCAGAUCAGGAGAAAGAUCAGGACAAGGUGGGCCAAGGGGAAGAUGAGGCGAAACUGACUGAAUCGCAGAAGGAGGGCCAGGCGGCAAACACAGACGCAAACAGCUAG